Messenger RNA from Dimorphilus gyrociliatus, 1000 nucleotides. The record is from the annotation of a GenBank genome assembly. NCBI's taxonomy places the organism in Eukaryota, Metazoa, Annelida, Polychaeta, Dinophilidae.
CAUGGGGAAAGAUAAGGAAAAGGAGAGAAAUGCGCCUAAAGAUAUUAAAUUUGAUUGUCUGGUGAUGGACGUUGACUGCCAUCCAGACAACGAAAUACUGACAACUGCAGAUAUUGAUGGAAACGUUAAAAUAUUCAAAUACUCUACAACGGGAGAAAAUGAAGAAUUAAAUACCUUAACUCAUCACAAGAAAUCAUGUAGAAGAUCUAGAUUCUUACCCAAUGGAGAGAAAUUUGUAACUUGUUCUAAGGAUAAAUCUAUGUGUGUAAUUGACACAUCCACCUACGAAGUUGUACAUACUUACUCAAAGUCUCAUAAAAGUCCAAUAUACUCCCUUUGUAUUAUUGAUGAUAAUAUUAUAGCAAGCGGCGACGACGAUGGAACAUUAAAAUUAUGGGAUCUAAGAAAGCAAAAAAGUGUAAUGGAGAUGAAGGAAUGCGAAGAAUUUAUAAGUGAUAUGGUCAUAGACGAAUCAAAAAAAAUUCUACUCGCUACAAGCGGUGAAGGAACUUUAACGACUUUUGAUGUUAAAAAGCAUAAAAUGAGACUUCAGUCAGAGCUAUUUGAAUCGGAAUUUUUAUCUAUAACCGCAUUAGAGGAUAAAGAUAAAGUAGUAGUUGGAGAUGGUGACGGUGUUCUUAAUAUAUUUAAUAAAGGAGAAUGGUCAAAUAUUUCUGAUAGAUUUCCCGGUCAUCCUAUGUCUAUUGAUUGCUUAGUAACGAUACAUAGAAAUCUUAUAGUAACCGGAUGUAUGGAUGGAAAGAUACGUGCCGUAAAUAUAUUGCCUAAUAAUAUUGUUGAAAUUGUUGGCAAACAUAAUCAAUUUCCUAUCGAAAGUUUAUCUUUAACGCAUUGUCAAGAUCUACUAGUGUCUUGCUCCCACGAUCAAAAAAUUAAAUUCUGGAAUAUUUCUCAUCUGUACGAUUUAAAUACGGAAAGACCGGAAGAGGUUAAAGCCCAUAGGAAGACGAAAAAACAAAAGUUUUUUGACGAUUUAUGA